AUGGCAUCUUCAAAUGUGACAGCCAUCUUCUCCACAACAACGAGUGUGUUGGUAUCAGAAGUCUUGAGACAACGUGUGGACAGCAAAGGCGAAAGUGAAGUGUUCAGCCCCUCAGAGUAUUUCGUCAAAACCAACGUGCGUCAGGUCUCCGAAAUCGUCAUCGACUUCUGCUUGUCCCUCGUCAUUUCGGUAGUGGGCGUGGUCACAAACGCCAUAAUCCUGGUAGUGUUCUAUCGUCAGGGUUUCAAAGACAGCGUCAAUAUCUCCAUGAGUUACAUCGCCUUCUGGGACUUGGUCAAAUGCAUGGCAGGAACUUUACAGCGAAUGGCGGGUCCAAUCGGUCUAUUCGACGCCGCUGCCAAAAAGAGUUGGACAAACGUGGGCAUUGUGGCGUUUAAUUAUCUCAUAUGUUUCUCCAGCUACGUGUCCAGCGUCUUGGCAGCUUACGUAGCCCUAGAGCGCUGUCUUUGCGUGAGUAUCCCUUUCCAAGUCAAAUUUCUUCUCACCCCGAAGUUCACAUUUGCCGUUUGUACCGCUAUCUCCGUAGUUGUCUUAGGAUCAUUUGCAGUGAUCUGGGGCAUCUAUGACGUGUACAGGGUCUUCGAUGAUACUUACAACAAAACUGUGAUCAUCUACAAAUACAACGAAUUUUAUCAAGAAAACGAGGGCCCUUUAUUCGAGUACUACAAUCUUUCCGGUAUUAUUUGGCCUAUGUUUAGUUUCGUAGUCAUCGUGGUUUGCACUUCAAUCAUUGUGUUUCAGUUACAGAAAUCUUCAAAGUUUCGGUCAGCCAGUAGCAGCGCCGGCAGAGGAGAAGAUCUGGGUCAAGGUCAGAGAGGCAACCAGUUGUCUGGGCGUGACAAGCAAGUGGUCAAGAUGCUGCUGGUCAUCAUCAUAAUCUACGUGGUUAACUUGUCUCCAAGGAUCGCGCUCUAUCUGGCCAAGUAUCUCAUCUACGAUUUUUAUUUUCUGCGGAAUUAUCACAACCUCUUUCUCGUCAUCUCUUACGUGCUGUUCAUUUUUGACCUCUCUAACGGCGCCGUGAACAUUUUCGUGUUCAUGUCCAUGAGCUCCAGCUUCAAGGCAACUUUCUCUCAGACGUUCUCUUUCGGUCGUGGAAGCCAAGGCUCUAAACCAUAG
This is a messenger RNA of Aplysia californica (California sea hare), 1140 nucleotides long. RefSeq lists its product as uncharacterized. Lineage: Eukaryota; Metazoa; Mollusca; Gastropoda; Aplysiida; Aplysiidae. Gene Ontology annotation, cellular component: membrane. Bases 1 to 1140 code for a protein of 379 amino acids. Gene Ontology annotation, biological process: G protein-coupled receptor signaling pathway. The transcript has a single exon. The record is from RefSeq and is a predicted model, not a curated record. Gene Ontology annotation, molecular function: G protein-coupled peptide receptor activity.